UUUAGUUUCAGAGUUGGUUCUUUCUCUCUUAUUUGUGCUGGAUCAACAUCCAAUAUUUUCCAUUGUAUCCUCCCUGUUCGAUCUCCUCCACCCUCAGUUCCUCCUUUCCCACCCACCCUACUUUCUAAUUGGAUUUCAUUACCAUUUCCUUUCACUUUUUCCCAGCCACACUCUGGUUGGAGCGGCUCUGGUAGGAGCGGCUUUGCUGGGUUCUCUUCGGCACACUCAAACAUCAGCGGCAGCUCGCAAAGACAUCACUCUACAUCAACUGCCGUGACACUGCAAUGACAUCACUCGGGUUGUUGCCCUUGUUGCAGUCCCUCCUUCUCCUCCAAGUCCAUCUUUCCAACCAGUUAGAAGACAACAAGAUCCCUCCCAGUCUGUGUACUGGGCACCCUGGUAUCCCGGGCUCUCCGGGAGCUCAUGGCAGUCCUGGUCAGCCAGGGAGAGACGGGAGGGAUGGGAGAGAUGCUGCUGCAGGGGAGAAGGGACAGAAGGGGGACAUGGGAUACCCAGGUGAGACAGGACUGCGUGGCUUGACCGGGGACAGAGGGGAGACAGGAGAAAAAGGGGAGAGGGGGCAGUCAGGAGAGUGCGCAGUGGCCCCCAAAUCAGCCUUCAGUGUCAAACUCUCCGAGGGCCACACUUCACCCAUCACUGUGGGCAAUGUAGUCCGCUUCGACAAGGUCGUGCUCAAUGAACAGGGCGACUACAACGCAGAGACAGGACAAUUCACCUGCAAAGUGCCAGGGGUUUACUACUUUGCCGUUCACGCCACAGUCUACCGCGCCAGCCUCCAGUUUGACCUGAUGAAAAACGGACACACAGUGGCCUCUUAUUUUCAGUUCUACGGCAACUGGCCCAAACCAGCAUCUCUUUCAGGCGGCUCCCUGCUUCACCUCAUCCCUGGUGACCAGGUGUGGGUCCAGAUGGCUCUGUCAGAGUACAAUGGGUUUUACUCCAGCACCAAGACAGACAGCACCUUCACCGGCUUCCUGGUGUACUCAGACUGGAAAAACUCUGCUGUGUUUGCAUGACACGUGCUUUUGCUUUUUUGGUGCCUAUUUCAAUUUUCUAAUUGAGAAGUUCUGGAUAAAGACAAGGCAAUAGGCUGUGACGUGGUACAUCUGUAUUUGUGUAACGAGUAUAAAACACCAGACAAUGUUACUUGAAUGGCACAUACCGUACUGGUGAAGUGUGAGGUACACACACUGUUUAUUCAGUGUCUGUUCCUCAGCUGGAGCCUUUAAACGGCUGUGACACUUAAUUCUUGUAACAGAUGUUGUGACAAUGGCUUCCAGCCAACUCCAGGCCACAAAUUCAAACAGCUUUCAUGCCUUUAUUGCACUUUUGUUUCCCAUCAAUAUCUGCACAGCAAACGUGACAAAUGAAUAAAUCAUUGUAGUAUAUAAAACACGCAUGACUGAUAUAAUUUGAGCCAUAAAUACACAUUCAUACUGGAUACUGUGAGGCGAUCCGUUUUACUAAUUGUUAUAAGUCAGUUCUACACUUUAAUCGCCAAACAUGAUACAUGCUGAUGGUGAUAUUUGUCAUUUUCUUAUACCAUGCCUGCCUGUGCACUUCUGUUUGAUUAUGUAAAGUAGUCAUUUACCUGAUUGCAGUGGGGGGAAAAGUACUCAGGUUAAAACUGUGUAAAAACACUCAAUUACAUGGAAAUUCCUGCAUUCAAACUUCUAAUUUUAAGUACAGUUGUAUCAUCAACAAAAUUUACUUAAAGUAUUUAAAGUACUCGCUUUGCAGAAAAUGGCCCAUUUGACUGAUUUGAUAUUAUUCAGGAAAUUAUUAAAUUGUUAACACUGAUGCAUCAAUGUAUGCGUGGCAUUUUAGUGCUGUAGCUGGUUAAGAGAAGUUAAGUAGAGGGUAAAUCCCCUAUCUGUUGAAACUGCUAACAACUUAAAGAUCUGAGACAUGACAAGGGGCCCCACAUAGUAAUAGUGUCAACGAGGCUCAUAGGUCAAAAAGAUAGGGAGCCAGUGGUUUAAUUGUUAACAACGCAUCAUAUUUUAUAAGCUUGUCAUGUUUUUUUAAAUGUAAAAACUUAAUCUGAAAAGUAACUAGUAGCUGUAACUGUUAAAUAAAUAAGUAAAAUUGCAACGUUUUCCUCUGAAAUAUAGUGGAGUAGAAGUAUAAAAAUAGGAUGAAAUGGAAAUACUUUAGGAAAGUACUGUAAAAGCAGGAUACUCACUUGUCUUAGUCACUUUCAACCAUUGCCAGAUUGAUCAACUUUCAAAAGGCAUUUUUAUCAAUAAAAGCCGACACCCAA
Etheostoma spectabile (orangethroat darter) is the source of this 2284-nucleotide messenger RNA. RefSeq names its product C1q and TNF related 5 (gene c1qtnf5). The record is from RefSeq and is a predicted model, not a curated record. NCBI's taxonomy places the organism in Eukaryota, Metazoa, Chordata, Actinopteri, Perciformes, Percidae. The transcript is spliced from 3 exons. Gene Ontology annotation, molecular function: protein binding. Bases 285 to 1037 code for a protein of 250 amino acids.